AUGGCCACCCAGACUGCGUCCCAGACUAAGAAGCACCCUACUCUCAACCAUUAUGACAUUGUUAUCGUCGGUGCCGGCCCCGUCGGCCUGAUGCUCUCGACGUGCUUGGCGCGCUGGGGCUAUCGCAUCAAGCACAUCGACAACCGCCCGGAGCCGACCCCCACGGGCCGCGCUGACGGCAUUCAGCCCCGUUCCCUCGACCUCCUGCGCAACAUGGGCCUCAAGUCGGCCAUCAUGGCCCACAAGCCGGCCCGCGUCUACGAGGUCGCGUUCUGGGACCCUCCCAAGAGCGGCAAGGGCAUCGUCCGCACCGGCACCUGGCCCAGCUGCCCCAGCUUCAUUGAUGCCCGCUACCCCUUCACGACCCUGCUGCACCAGGGUCUGAUUGAGCGUGUCUUCAUCUCAGAUCUGGAGAAGAGCGGCGUUGAGAUCCAGAGGCCGUGGACCAUCACGGGCUUCACUUCCGAUGAGAAGGCUGAUCCCGAGUACCCUGUUACUGUUGAGCUGGCACACGUCGAUGGCACUUUCAAGCAGACCGUCAAGGCGAAGUACCUCUUUGGCGGCGAGGGUGCUCGGUCUUUCAUCCGUGACCAGCUCAAGAUUGGCAUCAAGCACAAGGAUCCUAUCUCCUACGUCUGGGGUGUCAUGGACGGCGUUGUCAAAACCGACUUCCCUGAUAUCAAGAUGAAAUGCACCAUCCACUCGGCCCAUGGCUCUAUCAUGGUCAUCCCCCGUGAGAACAACAUGGUGCGCCUUUACAUCCAGAUCGCCUCAUCGGAGGAGCCCGACUUCCAUCCUCGCAAGACCGCCACCGCCGAAGAGGUCCAGGAGCGCGCGAAGCGCAUCCUGCAACCCUACUCCAUCGAGUGGGAGACGGUCGAGUGGUACUCGGUCUACCCCAUCGGCCAGGGCAUCUCGGACCGCUAUACGCUCGACCACCGCGUCUUCCUCGGCGGCGACGCCUGCCACACCCACAGCCCCAAGGCCGGCCAGGGCAUGAACACAGCCUUCCUCGACGCCCUUAACCUGGCCUGGAAGAUCCACCUCGUCGAGGCCGGUUUCGCCCGCCGCGAGCUCCUCGAGACCUACGAGCCCGAGCGCAAGGAGGUCGCCGAGGCCUUGCUCGCCUUCGACAACAAGUACGCCAAGCUCUUCUCCCAGCGCCCUCCCCAGGCUUCCGAGGUCGCCGCUGCCAGCACCCACACCCAGCAAUCCGAAUCCUCUGUUGAAGAAGAGAAUGAAUUCAUCAAGACCUUCAAAGAAUCCUGCGAAUUCACUUCGGGCUACGGCGUCUUCUACAAAGAAAACGCUCUGAACUGGCACCCGGCCCACCCGGCCCAAUCCCACGUCAUCCUGCACCCCUCCAAAUCCAACACCCGCCUCAUGCCCGGCCGUCUCCUCACCAUCGCGGACGUGACCCGCGUCGUCGAUGCCAACGUUGUCCACCUGGAACAAGAAAUCCCCCUGAACGGCUCCUUCCGCAUCUUCGUCUUCGCCGGCAACCCCUCGGUCACAGCCCAAGCCCUCAAGGACUUCGCGGCCAACCUUGAGAAGAAGAACUCCUUCUACAGCGCCUACGCCCGCCCCGACGCAGCGCAAGUCUCUCACCACGAGCGCCACAACCCCCACUCGUUCUUCUACACCAUCUGCACCAUCUUUGCCGCCAAGCGGCCCGAGAUCGAGAUUAGCCGCGACGUUCCCGCCCUGCUGGCGCGGUACCGCGACCACAUCUAUGCUGAUGACAGGUGGGAUCGCCGCGUGCCCGAUGCCAAGGCCGCUGCGCACGCGAAGAUGGGGCUGGACCAGGAGAAGGGCGGUGUCGUAGUUGUCAGGCCGGACGGGUAUGUUGGUAUUGUGGUUGCGCUGGAGGAGGGCAGCGCGACGGUCGACGCGCUGAACCAGUACUUUGGGGCGUUUUGCACGAAGAAGCUUGGGGGUGAGGUCUGCCAGCUCUAG
Molecule: messenger RNA, 1956 nt
Organism: Thermochaetoides thermophila DSM 1495
Lineage: Eukaryota; Fungi; Ascomycota; Sordariomycetes; Sordariales; Chaetomiaceae
Exons: 3
Coding region: 1-1956 (651 amino acids)
Molecular function (GO): FAD binding
Source: RefSeq, a predicted model, not a curated record